This is a messenger RNA of Achroia grisella, 1145 nucleotides long. RefSeq lists its product as uncharacterized. Lineage: Eukaryota; Metazoa; Arthropoda; Insecta; Lepidoptera; Pyralidae. The record is from RefSeq and is a predicted model, not a curated record. The transcript has 2 exons. Bases 516 to 1145 code for a protein of 209 amino acids.
UUAUUCGACUUAUAACAAUAAAAAAUUAUUAGACAUAGAACAAUAAAAAAUGUAAUUGAAAAAUUACCACAUGUUCUACGGCACAUUUCAUCAUCAACUGGCGAUGAGUGAUUUAUACUGCUUAGUAGUGUUUGUCUAUGUUUGUGUCAUAGCAACAAAACAUUCAGUUAUACUUUAUAUUAUUUAAAUUUUUUGAAAUAUAUAAUAUAAACAUAUUAAAACGUCAGGCUAAAUUUAGAAAGUUUACAAAAAAAGAUUUUCGGAAAUAUAAUGAUUAACUGUGUUCCAUUAUUCAUAUUAACUCCGUGUUUAAAAUUAUUCUGUUUUCUAGUGCCUUGUGUAACUUUAUUAAGCGUGUUAGGCGUUUACACGGGUGGCUUAUUUUCACAUUUCACUAAUAUUUCGUAUAUAACAUUGAAUACAUUAGUCAAUAAUACUUCUUUGUGAUGAAAUGGAACAAAAUGGGGUUUGUCGUUGUCUUGGUUACAUAAACAAAAUAAUUGCGUUUGGAAAGUAUGAUGACUGACGAAGAAAAAUCGAAAAUAACUAAACUUCUACAGGGAAUAGAUGUGCCCGACAUUAAAUUAUCAGAAAGAUGUUCAGAUUUAGUUAAAGAAAUUCAUGACAAGUAUAAGGAGUUGGACGAUGAAUCAACGGAAAUUCAAAAGGAGCUCAAUGAUAAUCCAUAUAAAGUUGAUCGAAAACUAGUCGAUGAAAUUGAUAGAAAACUACAUGAAUUAAUGUACGAAAACAAACGAUUAAAAAAAGAUCAUUUUGAACUUGUCGUAUUGACUGGUUCCGAUCCGAAGAGACCCUGGCGAACCUAUUCAAAUAAAGAAAAACUUUUUCGCAUUGACAGUCAGCUCAAAAGACACUAUGAGAAGGCUACACAGAUGAUUACUCCGUUAGCUGAAAGCGAUAUGAAAGAUUUAGUAAAUGAAUGUCAGAAAGAAACCGACACAACAGCUUUAAUUACAGUCGAACGUGUGCGUGAUACAGUAGAUGCAGCGAAGAAAACUUUACCUAAUUUUCAGUACAGAAAAGUUAACAAUAAUACAGCCACUGCUAUUUUAGCUAUUGCUCAUGAUAUAAUUGACACAAAACCUGUUAAUUGCUCUGAUUUCUUGAAAACAGAGGACAACUAA